This is a messenger RNA of Nymphalis io (European peacock), 2326 nucleotides long. RefSeq lists its product as uncharacterized. The coding region runs from base 74 to 2053 and encodes 659 amino acids. The record is from RefSeq and is a predicted model, not a curated record. NCBI's taxonomy places the organism in Eukaryota, Metazoa, Arthropoda, Insecta, Lepidoptera, Nymphalidae. The transcript has 3 exons.
GAAAUACAACUCGACAUAGCAAAAGAACUGUUAACUACUAAUAUCACCUUUUUGGGUUUAUACCCAUUUUAAAAUGUAUAGAUUAGGUUGCCUGUUAAUACUUUGGGUUGUGUGCGCGAGUGUGUCCUCAAAUGACGAAGGUCAAAAUGGAUUCGGUCAAUCCUUGGAUUUUGGUUCAAUUUUUGACAACAAAGAUUCCGGCAUAGCGUCGUUGGCUUCAAGUCCCGUUGUCGCAGCAGUUCUAAAUGUAGAUAAAAGUCAAUAUCCGAAAAUGUUUGAUACCGUUGUUAGUAGUUCUAUUGACUCUUUGCAAAGUCAAGUAGCGCCUAGAGAUGUAUUCGCCGCUAAUAACUUUGGCUUUAAUCCCAUAGCAAGUCAAAGCUUUCUUCCAUACGGCAAGUCAGCCAAGUUAGUAGCACAGCAAGCACAGCAGCAGACUAAUCCUCAAGCUCAGCAACUUAGCCCUUUGCGAUACGAUAUACGAACUGUACAUGAUCCUUUUUAUAGAGUUUAUAAACCUGAUGAGAAUGAAGAGGAGAAAGAUAUUUUAGCUGCUCUGAAAAAAAAUCCCACAGUUGCGGCUUAUUUUCAACCAACUGUGAAUGUUGAAGUUAAACAUCCUUUACAAUACCACAAAGAGGAUUUGAUCGAAAAACUUGAGGGUGCACAAAAUUACAAGCUAAAUCCUUAUAUUGCAGGACCAGCUCGUAUUCGACGGUAUACAGGAGGCAGAAGCAGGGAAAACUUGAAAAAAGCUGAAGAAGAUGAAGAAGACGAUCCUUAUAAUUAUAAAGCAGAGUACAUAUCUAAGCCCAAGGCUUUUGACGAAAGUCCCUAUAGCAGCCCUUAUAAGAAAAACAAGGAAUCUAAGGAUAAAUAUGACUACCCAUAUAGCUAUGACUCAGGCUAUGAUCACAAAGAAUAUGACAGGAUUAAAGAGUUGUCUGAAAAACAGGCUGCUGAAAUAAGACAAAAUCCAGGAAACUGUAAGGAAGUUAAAAGGGAUGGUAUGACAUGUAUGUCAUGUAAAGAUGCUAAAACAGGAGGAAACUAUGAAUCUUGUUCAUAUGUUGCGGAACCAAAAAAUAAUAAAUAUGCGUAUUCCAAAGAAAGAAAAUUUGAUAGCAAUGAUGAGCCCGACGAACCGGAAAAUGACCAAAAAUCAAAAGAACCAAAGCAAUCUGAGGAGUUACAAGAAACAAAUGCAGAUGAUACUGCCCCGCAAAAAUUUACUGAAGCUGAAAAUGAAAAACCUUACAGUAGUUAUAGACAAGCAGAUAAAGACGAUUCCGGUGAAAAAUAUAAAGCAUUUUACAUACAUACAUCUAAACCCAAACCAAGUGAAGCGCUAAGGGAAGCCAGUAAUGAAGAUAAUUCCGAAGAAGUUAAACCAAAGUCUUACGAUUAUAAAAAAGCAUUACCAGGGUUUUACACCGACAACGAACCCAAAAAAGAUGUUGAACACGUUUUAGCUGAAUUCAAAAAAAAAGACAGGUCUUCAUGUAAAAAAGUACAAAAAAAUGCUAUGACUUGUUACCAGUGUAUAGAUAAAAAUGGGUUGAAACAUGAGGAAUGUAUGUUUGUAUCUGAAUCUGCACCUAAACAAAGUCAUUUAGCAUAUCAAGAACUGAAAGAAUUCACAUCAAAACCCGCAACUAUUGAUGGCGGAAAUGAAGCCGCUGAAAGUCAAACCAUUACUACAAGUGCACCCGCAAAAGCGGCAUAUGUAGCAGCUUCAACAAAUUAUGGUAAAAAAUUAAAACGUAAAAAGGCACCUCAGGCUGCUUUAGCAGUCGCUGCAACAAAUUCUGUAGCGAAAACUGCUCAAAAAGUGAAAAGAAGUGAAGGAUCUGACUUAAAGACUAACGAUAAAAUUAUCGAUAAUUCUAAUGUAGCGCCUCCUGAAGAAUUUGCAGGUGCUGAGUCUAAACCAGCUUUUUGGGCAGAAACUGUUCCGCGAUAUAGCGCAGCGUUAGGUGUUACUUUACCUGAAUAUAUGCUCUCCAGGUCAGAACACGAAGCUUCAUUUGAUGAGGCUGUAGCUGGCGCAUAAUUUGGCUUUGAUUGUUAGUCAACUUAAAACAUAAUUAGAGCGUGACAGUUGUAAAACUUUUAUUUAAAACCUGAAUAGAUAACGCAUAACAUAACGGUUAUUUGUUGCAUAAUAAAGUUAGAUUUCACAGAUUGAUACAGUGACAAUCUAACCAUGAAACAUAAAUAAGAUAACAAAAAAUAUGAUUACAACAAUAAUUAUUGUGACAAUCAGUAAAUACAAUUUGGGGCAACAUGCUGUUAAAUUUUUUACAAUCUAGUGUAGGAUUUGUUA